AUGAUUAUCGGGGGGGCCGAUGAUCCCCAGUGCGCCGUAUCCAAGCAGACAAAAACAUCCGCUACAGAAGGAUCGGCCCAGCAGCUCUUACCCGAAGAAACCCUCAUAUUCACCGAGAAGGACCUCGAGGCCAUGGGAGAACCACAUAAUGACGCACUGGUGACCUCAUUUCUCUUAAACAACACAAGGAUAAAGCGCGUGCUCGUUGACCCGAGCAGCUCGGCCAACAUAAUCAGGUCCGGAGUGAUAGAACAGCUGGGAUUGCUCAGUCAAAUCAACACUGUUCCUCGAAUCCUCCACAGUUUCAACAUGAUCGAGGAAGAAACGAAGGGAGAAAUCACCCUCCCAAUCAACACAUCUGGCAUGACCCAGAGCACCAAAUUUCAGGUCAUCGACGGCGACAUGAGGUACAACGCUUUGCUUGGUAGGCCUUGGAUACACGAUAUGAGGGCAGCGCCCUCUACCUUACACUAG
Molecule: messenger RNA, 474 nt
Organism: Nicotiana attenuata
Lineage: Eukaryota; Viridiplantae; Streptophyta; Magnoliopsida; Solanales; Solanaceae
Exons: 1
Coding region: 1-474 (157 amino acids)
Source: RefSeq, a predicted model, not a curated record